UAGCAGACUACCGGGCGACCGGCGGCGUCGAGCUCAGAACCCAUGGAUAUUUCCUCGGCUGUUGAACUUCCGCUCCCGUUUUGGAGACUGCCGGCGAAUCCCUCUGUUGGAAAUUCUUCGAGUCCGUUGUUUGGCGUCUUGAUUUCGUCGACACAUCCUCCGCCGUCCGGUUGGUCUGCGUUUGUCCGCUUCCGCCGGGACUCGAGGUUGCGGCUUCCACGUGAUCAACGGCGAUGGUUUGCAGUAGGAGAAAUUCAACGGCGAUGGUUUGCAGGAUUCCACGUGAUCAGGGAAUUUAAUAUUCGGUAACAUUCUUCGUCGUCGUCGUCUCCCACUAAGCAUUUCUCAGUCUUUUUUGAAUUCAAUCAACUUGUUUGCAGUCACAUGAUGAUUAGGGUAAUGUAGUGUAAAUUAGAGAUAGAUAAUCCCCACUUGUGGCGUUGACUAUUUGCAUCAGAUGGGUUCAAGAUUCAUAUUGUCAUGCUAUUCCAUUUGCAGCCUGGCAUCAUUGAUGUGUUCAUCCUGUUUGAUCCUGCUAAAGCUCGAAUUGCUCUUUACCCACUUUGAUUUGGCUCUUACUCAUUAGCUCCCCUGUGUUUUGUUUUUAUUGGCUUCCCUGAAGAUGGCUGCUGAAGCCAUUCUGAUCCCAGUUGCAAAAUCAAUCCUCGGCAAGGCAGCCGACUUGGCUGCGGAGCAGAUUGGGCUCCUAUGGAAUUUCAAACGCGAGCUCAAGAAACUCAAGGACACUGUCACUAUCAUCCAGGCCGUGCUUCGUGAUGCAGAAGAGAAGCAGUUCCACAAUCAUCAAGUCAAAGACUGGCUCGAGAAGCUCUCGGAUGUAAUGUACGAUGCUGAUGAUCUGCUCGACGAUGUCUCUACCGAGACUCGUCGGAAGGCCAUGACAGCGGAAGCAAAUGGUGGCAGGAGAAGGACGAUGGCGACGACGACGACUUGUUGGAGUGUGGUAUGCUUUCUGUUCUCCUCGCUUUGUGAACAAUUGGCAUACGAUCUUAAGAUGGCUCAUGCCAUCAGGGCUAUUAGGGAGAAGCUCGAUGAUAUAUCGAAAGACAAGGAUGGUUUACAUCUAGAGGUUUUAUCUAAGGAAGAUGCUCUUCCUUUGAGGGAGACCGACUCUUGUCCACCCACAAUUGUUGUUGGGAGGGAAGAUGACAAGAAGAACAUCAUUCAGCUACUGCUCCAUUCUAACCGUGAAGCCAAUAUCUCUGUCGUCCCCAUUGUUGGAAUGGGUGGGUUGGGGAAGACUACCCUUGCUCAGCUUGUAUAUGAUGACGACCGAGUUGAAGCUUACUUCGAUACCAAGGUUUGGGUAUAUGUUUCACAGAGCUUUGAUAUCAAAGUAAUACUUGGAAAGAUGCUACAAUCUAUAAAUCCUCAGAGUCAAGUGGGCUCCUCGCUAGACAAUUUGCAAGCUGAACUCCGAAAAAGCAUCAAGGGGAAGAGGUUUUUGUUUGCAUUAGAUGAUGUUUGGGAGGAGAAUGUUGAAAGUUGGGAACUUUUGACCAAGUAUUUGAUAGUUGGCGCACCUGGCAGCAAAGUGUUGGUGACUACUCGAUCCACGAAAGUUGGGGAAGUCGGUGGCAGGACUUUGAAGUCGGAAACAAGUACCAGCAUAGUGGCACCCUAUCUCUUAGAAGGCUUGUCACUAGAAGAGUCUUGGGAUUUGAUGGUGAAAAAGGCCCUUCCCAGAAAGAUCACAGUAGACCCAUAUGUAAAAGAAAUUGGGCAAGAUAUAUUGCGUAAAUGUGGUGGAGUUCCACUUGCUGUGAGCUCAAUAGCCGGUAUGCUAAUAAGUUCAAAACAUCCCAAAAUAGAGUGGCCGUCGUUUUUACACAAGGGAUUUUUGAGCAUAUCUAAAGACGGGAAUCGUACUAUGGCAGCCCUCCAGCUAAGUUUCAGUCAUCUUCCUUCCCAUAUGAAACAUUGUUUUGCUUACUGUAAGCUGUUUGCAAAAGGUUUUCUGUUCGAUGUUCAAAUGCUGGUUCAAUUCUGGAUAGCACAAGGGUACAUUGAGUCAGAGGAUGAAGGCAUGGAUUGCUUCAAAAUGUUAUGGUGGAGGUCAUUCUUUCAAGAGGUGAAGACAGAUGAAUUUGGGAAUAUUUCAAGUUGUAGAAUGCAUGAUUUGAUGCAUGACUUAUCUGACUCAAUAACUAGGGAUAAAAUCCGCAGAAUUUCCAGCUCAACUGCUGCUCUAACAAAUUUUACUUCAAGCUCUCGUCAUUUGUCUUUGUUUGAAGAAGGCGAUGAUAGUAUUUCGCUAGAAGAAGCUGACAACAGCAUCGUCGAUGAUGAGUUGAAAAAUGCAAGCAAGGUGCGAAGUUUUCUAUGUUGGAAAGAUCUAUCAACAGAAAAUUGGGAAGGAGUCCUUCUCAAGUUCAACCGCUUGCGAGUGUUGAUAAUGGUUGCGAAAGUAUCAAAAAUAUCCACCGCUUCAAAACAACUGUCUUGUGUUAGUAAGCUGAAGCAUUUAAGAGUUCUCAGUUUCUUCUGCCAAGGGAUGAAAAGGGUUCCAGAUUCCAUUACCAACUUGCUCAAUCUGCAAGUGCUUAUGGUGACUUCCAGUUCAUUAAACGAACUUCCAAGAGGUCUUAGGAAGCUGGUUAAUUUGAAGCAUUUAAUCCUUCACCCAGAUUGUUUGAAAAAUUUCACCUAUAUGCCAAAAGGGAUUGGGGAGUUGAAGCAUCUUCGGACUUUAUCCUUUUUUGUGAUGGGCAAUAAGAACUACGUAAAUGACAAGACCAUUGGGGAAUUGGAUGAGUUGAAAGGUCUGAAUGCCUUGUGUGGAGAGUUGAUCAUUACAAACUUGGCAAAUGCUGAGACUCUUGGCACAUGUGUUCAUGUUUUGAAGAACAAGCUACUUCUUCAUUCUCUGGUUCUCAAUUGGAGUCGGUACGAUGUUACUCCACAGUCUAUCAGUGAUGAAGAGAUCCUGGAAAUGCUCUGUCCCCACCCUAAUCUUAUGAAAUUGAAGAUAUGUGGCGGGUACGGAGGUGUGAAACUCCCUAACUGGCUGUCUACCAUCAGAAAUCUGGUGGAAAUCUCGCUGGAAAACUGCACGCAUUGCAAGAACCUCCCACCAUUGCAUCACAUUUCGGGUUUGAAGAAACUUAACAUUGAAAAUUGUCCACAAUUGAAGAGAAUCAAUAAAAAUGCAGGUGGUGGUGGUGGUUAUCAUUGUGAUUCCUCUCCAAAUGACUCAACACCAACCAAGAAAGAGGAUAAGGAGUGGCCCCAGUUUCCAUGUCUAGCCUCCCUGCGCAUCAAAGAUUGCCCAAAUCUAACUCAGGCGCCCACUUUCCCAACUGUUGCAGGUGAGUUGGUGUUGGACGGAGCGAGCUUACAACUAUUAGCUAGAACGAUGGAGAUGGUGAGGGCUGACUAUUUAGAUGAAUUCAUCACCGUGAUUGAAUACGGAGAUACAAACCCUCCUUUUCUUCCUUAUCCUCCUUCAUCGACCUUCGUCUCCCCACUCUCCAAGCUGAGAAAGUUGAGGUUAGAUGGAAUUGAUGAUGAUCUUGAAUCUCUACCAAAUAAUGGUGAUUUCAACAAUUGUCUUGUCUCUCUUCAAGAGUUAAAGGUUCGAGAUAUUCGAUGGGGAGCGAAGCUACCUAGCUCGUUGUGCUCCAGUACAAAUUUAACAGUGAUACAUUUACAACAUUGUGAGAGGGUAAAGUACUUGCCACCCCUACAUAAACUCCCAUCUUUGGCAGAGCUAUUAAUUGGGAAUUGUCCGAGGCUAAAGGGUUGUUGGUCGAAGAAGAAGAAGAAGAAGAAGAAGGGGGAGGAGUGGCCUCAUUUCCCUUGUCUUUCCACCUUGCAAAUUAGAGGUUGCCCAAACUUGACUCGGAUGCCCUUGUUUCCAACAAUUGAAGGCAAUUUGACUUUGUGGAUGACCAGCUCACGGGCACUGGUCGAAACAAUGAAGAUGAAAGUGACAGCUCAUGACUACAAUUUUCCACAGUAUUCUACUACUACAACAACGGAAACAGGUCCUUCUCCUACUUUGCCGAGGACUGUGCUUGUUAGCCCACUCUCUAAGUUGACAAGCCUGUCGCUCUGUGGAAUGGAUGACCUAGAAUCUCUACCAGAAAAAGGUCUUGGCAACCUCACUUCUCUCCAGGAGUUGGUGAUUGAAAAGUGUCCCAGACUAGCAACUCUGCCUCCCGCAAUGCAACAACUCACCUCUUUACAAACGUUGGAUAUUUGGAGGUGUCCUAGGUUGGCAGAGCGAUGCAGAAAGGAAGAUGGUAAAGAUUGGCACAACAUUUCCCACAUUCCAUUCAUAGAAGUGGACGGAAAGACGCUCCAAAACUCAGGCUGCCAAAGAUGAAGGGACAAUUGGUAGCCAGUCGACUCAUCAACUCAAAAACUACUGCCACAAGGAACUAAAUCUUUAGCAUUACUAAGUUAUUUGUAAUUUUGUAUCUUGUUCUCUGCCACAUUAGAAAACUGCUCAUACCUGACUGAGAUGCAUCUGUUUCCAGCUGAGGAGCCGUCUCGUGCCUUGAGUUUUGCGUCGUAUGGUUUCUUAUUUGCCUGUGUCAAGGGAUUGUAUAUAUAGUUCACCAUCUCUUGUUUUGCCCUUACUCUGUACCUUCCUUUUCAAAGUAGAGGGCCAAUCAUAUUGCAAUCUUUUUGCGCAAUGAUGCUUCAAAACCAGUUUGCUAUGCCUUGUGAUAUCUGAUCAUGGAAUAGUUUUUAAUGCGCUGUAAGGUUAAUGAAGAAGAAGCAUAGGGAGUUUGGGAGGGAUAUUAAAAUGGAGAAUUUUUUAUUAAGAAGGUUGAUAUCAGCUGGAGAUGUAAUAGUUGGUUCCAUGGGAGACUUACUGUUUGUCUAGUAAAAGCUUUGAUGGGAGCAGAAUUUACCAAGUUCAAUGUGUCCUGUAUUAUUAUUUCUCCUUACUAUUUUAGCUUUGUUCUUUCAUAUAAAUAACCGAAAUGUUACAUCCGUUUUCUUCGUAGCAGGUGCACGAACGAGUUGAUCUGUCUCGAGCCAUGUUCGGAACAAAAUUAUCCCUUGACCUCAGCUGAGCGUGAAGCCGGUAUAAGUAUCGAGGUACCUCCCCAUAGUCAUGCCUAUCCUAAGAUAUAGUAGUAUUGAUGACUCAAUACCCAUAUUUAUGCACAUUGAAACUCCAGACUUUUGAAAAUGUUGGACUUCAAUAAAUAAAUAAAUAAAUAACCAAGUUGUGGUGGAUUAUAUUAAACCAAAUUUCUUUCUAUCCAAAGCUUAUAACUUUCAAUGACAAUACCGUUCCUGGAAAUCGUGCGAAGAAACUCGACUUGAAGGAGUUUUAUACCAACUUCUUGCAAUAAAACAUGGAUGCUUAUCUGUGCAUCGAUUCUGGACUCUAAUUGUUGAGUUUCCCUUGGAUUAUUACCGACAUUACACACCAUCUCCAUCGAGAUUGUUCUUAACCUUAAAUUUGCGAAGUUUCAGAGACGGUUGCAGCAGCAAGAAGCAGAAAGGUUCAACAGACGGUGCAGAGAAGGUAUUGAUGAGAGAUAAGGUUAAUCAAUUCCUGCAAAGCUUAAUGCCAGCUAAAACCGAAAAUAAUUAUAACUAAUUAAUCAUGCUUUGGUGUAUUUGCUUGCUCAACUCUAACUAUUCCAUUUCCAGGUCGUCAUCACUGCCAGUGCAUUAAGCUGUCACAAAGUUCUGUUUAUAGUGCAUCCAACACCUCCAUGUGGGGAAACUAUAUGAUAUAGGUACGAUGUAUCGUUGGACUUGGAUACAUCAGACAUUUUCAGUUGGGUUAUAUCAAGAAAUAUUUCACAUUCCU
Molecule: messenger RNA, 5800 nt
Organism: Linum trigynum
Lineage: Eukaryota; Viridiplantae; Streptophyta; Magnoliopsida; Malpighiales; Linaceae
Source: the annotation of a GenBank genome assembly